Molecule: messenger RNA, 2965 nt
Organism: Myxocyprinus asiaticus (Chinese sucker)
Lineage: Eukaryota; Metazoa; Chordata; Actinopteri; Cypriniformes; Catostomidae
Product: tubulinyl-Tyr carboxypeptidase 1-like
Exons: 7
Coding region: 1-1131 (376 amino acids)
Biological process (GO): regulation of angiogenesis
Cellular component (GO): cytoplasm
Source: RefSeq, a predicted model, not a curated record
AUGUCCAUGUCCUGCUGUGGGACGUCUCUCCAUCAUUGUUCCUCUCCGAGGAGAAUCGUCCAGAGUUCAGGCAUCAGGACUUGUCUGAAUCAGCCGUGUGCCAGUUCAUCAUCUGUAGGGUUCAGGAUGCUGCAGACUGCUGUGAGUUUGGAGGGAGUGGAGGAGAGAGAUGAGGAACCAGAGGAUGAAGGUGAAGAUCUGAGGGAUGGUGGGAUUCCCUUCAUCAUUAAUCGAGGUGGUCUGCCUGUGAAUGAGGAGACGUGGGAGCAGAUGUGGAGGCACGUUGCCCGGAUCCAUCCAGAUGGAGAGGCAGUGGGGAAGAGGAUACGAGGAAUCUGUGAGCUGCCCAAAAUUCCAACACCAAGUGUGCCUACAUUCCUGCCGAAUGCCAGUAUUCCCCAGCGCCUGGAAGCCAUACAGAGAUACAUCAGGGACUUGCAAUACAAUCACACUGGAACGCAGUUUUUUGAGAUUAAGAAAACCAGGCCACUUACAGCAUUAAUGGACAUUGCCAAGGAAAUGACGAGAGAAUCUCUACCAAUCAAAUGUUUGGAAGCCGUAAUCCUCGGAAUUUACCUCACUAACAGCAUGCCGGCGGUUGAGCGGUUUCCUCUCAGCUUUAAGACGCAGUUCUCAGGGAGUCAUUUCCAUCACAUCGUGCUGGGCGUGCACAGCGGCGGGCGCUUCGGCGCUCUCGGAAUCAGCCGCCGCGAAGAACUGAUGUACAAACCGCUGGAGUAUAAAACCCUUACUGACCUCGUGCAGGAGUUCCGCGUGGCCUAUCAGGGCUACUGGCACAUGCUGAGCAAGGUGAAGAUCGGUCAUUAUGUGUCACAUGACCCUCACAGCGUGGAGCAGAUCGAGUGGAAGCAUUCUGUGCUGGACGUGGACAAACUGUCCAGAGAAGAGCUGAAGAAAGAGCUGGAGAGACACACUCGCGAUAUGAGACUAAAGAUUGGUAAAACUGCUCCUCCAUCACCCACUAAAGACAGGAGGAAGGAUGUCGGUUCUCCUCUGAGGAACCCCGGGAGCCCUAUGCGCAAGAACAAAGACAGACGGGCGUCAGUAGAGAAGAAACUGGUGCAGACCGGACCUGCUGCUGAUGUGAAUGGAUACCAGAUCAGAGUGUGAUGUGGGUGAUCAGAUUUCUGGAUGACUUUCAAAUCAAAGAUUAACUGGUCAGCCAAACUCUGAAAGAUGGACAAAAUACAGAAGACACAACAAGAAACAGACUGAAACUCAGGAGUAUUGUGUUCACCUCUAAUGAAAAGAAUCACACUUCACAGGGAAUGUGGUCACAAUGGGUUUUUAUUUAAGAAUGUUCAAUAACCGCACUAUUUAUAUUCAUUUUAAUAUUCACUUUUCACAUUUAAUAUGUAAAUACCCCAUUAUUAUCCUUAACUCUACUAGAAACUAACUAGGCUUUUGUAGAGGCUAGUUUGCAAUCCAUUUAUUGGGUGCCUUUUUAUAAACUUUGUUUUCACACACACACACACACACACACACACACACACAUGCAUGUUUACUUAUAUUAAUGGGGACAUACCAUAUUGUUUUAUAUAAAACUAAUUAUAAUAACUAGACUAAUCCAAACUCUACACCUAAAAGAAAACUUUGCAUUAUUAGAAUAAUAAUAAGAGACAAUCAUCAGGUGGAAAUUCCUAAAUCUUGGAAAUGUUUGGUUGUAAUGUGAGCAGCAGGGUAUAAAGCACUGAAAUAGGGUUAUGUUUUCAAGAAACUGUUAAAAUGGGCACCUUUAAAAAUAUUAAUGUAUGUGAUUGGUGUUGCAAUUAAAUAUAUACAGGGUUUAGUCAUUAUACAUAGUGAAUGCAGCCCUUAACCCAACAACACACAUUUGAUUCGUUGACAUUAUUUUAAAAAUAUUUUGCAUGUUGCCCUACACAUUAUUAUACAUAUUUAAUAUUUAAAGUCAACAUGAAAUCAAAAGGGACCCAAUUAAAAAAACAAACAAACAAAAAAAAAAAAUGUUCCUUUUCAUCACGUCACCAAGCCCUCUAAUUCUUCAGCCACCUGUCAUCUAGAGACACUUAACACCAUCUAAUCAAUUCAUCAUUUGUGAAAUCAAGUCCCACCCUACAUUUCUUCUCUUUGAAAAUCCUGUUUCACUGAAAUAUGUCACAUUACAGAAGCAAAAUGGGUUGCAAAAGCUGUUUCAUGUUGACUUUAAGAGUUUCCUGAUCUAGAUGUGGAAUUUGGCUAAUAGAUUUUUAGGAAUAGCAAUUUGUUUUUCUAGUUACAUCUUAAAUAUUAGAUUAUAUUUUUAUAAAGACACUAAACACUGAAAUGUAGACUGUAGGUACAUUUACAUAAUGGUUUGCAUAAAGCCAUACAUACUUGGUGUGGGACACAAUGAAGUACACAUCUGUGUACACUCUCUACACGAGUAUGAAUCACUACAAGUGCAAAUAUCCGGAGAAUCACAAAAGUGAAUGGUGCUGUUCAAUGCUCUUGUUUGUUUGUCACCUCUGUCUUUUGGCCAUGUUGUUGAUCAGUGACGUGAAGCAGAAAUCACUCUAUUCUGUUUUUUUUUUUUUUUUUUUUAUUUCUGAGAGCAAAUGUAGAGUUGAUCUGUGAUGUCACAGCAAUGUAAUGUCAUUGUUACUAUUACUAGCCACUUUUUGACACUUGAAAUAAAAUGUAUGAUUAUUGCCUUGUAUAAUUUUAUUAUUAUUUAUAUAUAUUUUUUUAUUUUCAAAUAAGAAACAUCUUGUUCCUUUCAGGAUUCACUUUUAAUGACAUUGAACUGCAUGCUGAUUGAAUCUAGAGAAUCCAGUGAAAAAAACGGGAUCUUAUGCUCAACACAUCAGGUUAUUUUGCUUCAUUCAAAAUAGAAAUUCAAAACCAAAACACAAAUGAUAUAUACAUAAAGUAUAAGGUGUAUUAUAAAUGCAUACAAUUGCAUUUUGAUAAACUUUUGUCAACCAAAAGCAAUGUAGCUUAUUUC